CAAGUUGCAGUACUUGUGUGUAUUACUCUGAAAACAACCUCUCUGGACUCUGUGCCCUCCACUUUGCCCCCACUGCUACUUCACAAAGUAAACUCUUUAACUUGUUUCACUACUCAUUAUCCAUCCCCAACGAACACUAUAAAACUGGACCCAGUCACGCUUACAGUUUUGUCAAACCAACGUUCCAUAAAUUAUGUCCUUUCAUUUUGCCCCAUAAAUUCAUGAUUUUAUUUCCCUUUCUACUAAAUCUGAAAAAGGAAAAAACAUAACUAAAUUUACUUCAAAUAUUUUCUUCCAUACAAAUUUACGACCAAAUCAUAAUAUACCAAAAAGGCGAGCUAGGGCCAUGGACCUGAUCCCGGGGAUACCUAAUGAAAUAGCUCUUGAAUGUCUCAUACGUCUACCUGUUGAUCAAUUUUCUAAAGCAGCUUCAGUAUGCAAAAAAUGGAACGGCGAGAUCACGUUGCCGGAGUUUCGCCGCCGGCGGAAAGUUUCUGGGUUGACCCGAACCGUUUUCGCCAUGGUACAAUCUAUGGUUGCUACUGUGAAAAAACCAGAGGGUGAUACUGCACUUUUUUCUACUCAGGUUUACCGGCUCUCUGUAUGUGACCCGGAAAACGGCUCCUGGUAUGAUUUGCCGCCGAUACCGGAGUUGAUUGAUGGAUUGCCGAGGUUUUGCCGGAUUGUUGGAGUCGGGUCGGAUUUAGUAGUGAUUGGCGGGUGUGAUCCGGAUACUUGGCGGGUUAUGGAUUGUGUUUUCGUUUACAAUUUCAUAUCCGGGUCAUGGCGUCGUGGGGCGGAUAUGCCAGGUCAGCAGAGGUCAUUCUUCGGAUGUGCAUCGGAUUCCAAUAGAAUGAUCGUCGUCGCCGGUGGCCAUGACGACGAAAAGAAUGCGAUGAAAUCGGCGCUCUCAUACGACGUCGUUAAAGACGAGUGGAUUACACUUCCUGACAUGGUCAUGGAGAGAGACGAAUGUAAGGUUGUAUUUCACAAAGGUAAAUUCCACGUCAUCGGCGGUUAUCCUACGUGGGCGCAAGGUCACUUUGAGAAUGAUGCUGAGGUGUUCGACACCGCCACGUGGCAGUGGCAACUGGAAGAUGACUUCUUGAGUGUGAUCAACACUUCUCCUCAUAGUUGCAUUGAAGGUGAUGAUGGGAAAUUAUACAUGUGCCGAGGCGGUGACGUGGCAGUGAAGGAAGAUCCUACGUGGCGGAAGUUGACGAGGUUGCCAGCAGGGAUUACUAGCGUGGCAUAUUUGACAGCGUGUCAAGGGAAGUUGAUAUUGGUGGGAAGGGGCCAAUUUGAUGAACUAUAUAGUAUUUAUGCUUUGGAUUUGGAUGUGGAGAGUGAUGGCAAAGUGAAAAAAUGGACAAAAGUAGAAACUUCUGAUGAAUAUAGUGGUCAUGUUCAAUAUGGUUGUUGUUUGGAAAUAUGACAAAAAUCAGUACUUAGUUUUAAGAAUGAGAGUGUUUUUUUGUCCUUUUAAUUUCCUUUCUAAGAUACUCAAUUAUUCUGGCAUGAUUGCUCUAAUUUUUAGCAUGUACAGUUGUGUAUUGUGUUUCAAGUUUUGAAUUGGUUUACUAUCUG
Messenger RNA from Solanum tuberosum (potato), 1587 nucleotides. Its product is annotated as F-box/kelch-repeat protein At1g80440-like. Gene Ontology annotation, molecular function: protein binding. The transcript has 2 exons. The record is from RefSeq and is a predicted model, not a curated record. Lineage: Eukaryota; Viridiplantae; Streptophyta; Magnoliopsida; Solanales; Solanaceae. Gene Ontology annotation, biological process: negative regulation of cytokinin-activated signaling pathway; regulation of phenylpropanoid metabolic process. The coding region runs from base 347 to 1435 and encodes 362 amino acids.